Messenger RNA from Drosophila rhopaloa, 497 nucleotides. RefSeq lists its product as uncharacterized. The record is from RefSeq and is a predicted model, not a curated record. The transcript has a single exon. Bases 110 to 409 code for a protein of 99 amino acids. Lineage: Eukaryota; Metazoa; Arthropoda; Insecta; Diptera; Drosophilidae.
CAAAAUUUUUCUACACUUUUACAUUUGGUUUCCCAUAAAAUUUUUUUUUACAAAAUUUAUAAAAAAAAAUUUUGGGAACCACUCUGUGUGCGGUGUGAUCACAACAAACAUGCCUGUUACCUAUAAGAUACACACUUUGCCCCAACAGCGACGUCUGGUCCCCAACCUGAUGCGAACAAUAAUCAACAUUCUGGCGGAGACCCAACGACCCAUGAGCGACAUCGAGCUGGCCUCCAUCUUGGGUGUCCAUUAUCGCCGCCGGGACAUCGAGUUCUACCGCCAAAUUCAGAUCAAUCUGCGUGAUGGCGUGGAAUACGGCAUCCUGAAACGCCAGAGGAACCGCUUCUCACUGCGUUCCCGACGACUGAGCGAACUGAUGUCCACUCUGGGAUCCUCCACACACCGCUAAAUGGGAGUCCAAGAAACCAAGCAUCGGACAUCCCAAUAAAAUAACAUUAGAACGAACCCGAAAUACUUAAAUACACCUUAUCAUAGCA